AUGCCUCUCGACGGACUCCACCUACUCUAUCAACUGUUCAAUUUCCUUUUUUUAAACCCUUUGUAUGAAUGUUUUACACAGGCCAGGGAAGAGGGCCUUCGACGACAAGCUCUUCUUCUCCGACGUCAAGAAGAAAAACGUCAGCGCGAGGAACGUCGUGCUGUAAUCCGGGCAGCUGGUGGUACCGUGGACGAUUCGGAUUCCUCCUCCUCGGCCUCUGUCUCGUCGUCCUCCAAGUCACCGCUUCGCAAACGACGUUCUACUGGACACAGGCGUGAUUCACCCUCUUCACCACGUGCUCGAGGAAAUGGAAGCCACAGUCACAGAGGAUCGCCUUGUUCUCCCCGAUCCAUGGCCUCAAAUCCGCGACGAUCUCGGCGUCACAGUCGUUCUCCCGGUAUUCGUAGUCCGUAUCGCUCGGGUAGACUUCCUUCACCGCCUGCAUCGAAACCCCCGCCUCAUUCACCUCACGGUCUGUCUCGGGCUGGCAGCGCCCGUGGUGGAGCUGCACAUUUCCCCCCGCGUGAUUUUUCUCCAAAAAUGCACCCAAUCGGAGAUGGUCCCUGGAACGAUCGACCUCCUGGCCCGACCCACUACGAUCCUCGUGGGUCCCGUGGCCGUCCAAUGCCCAGACCUGACCGACACUAUCGCGAUCCGGAACGUUUGUAUCCGAACGAAUCCGGGCGCAUGGAUGCCCCGUACGCGUAUCGAGACUCACCGUGGCGCAUUGGUUCACCCCGUGGUGCGGUAAAUGAGCGACGAGUCGAUCCUCAGUCGGGUCGUGAGAUUCGCAUAGCAAAUCAGCCCGGACGAGGUCGAAACAAACGCGCGCGCACAGAUACACACACAUCCGGUACAAAACACCCACGACCCAACCUUCCGAAGCAGUGA
Molecule: messenger RNA, 891 nt
Organism: Echinostoma caproni
Lineage: Eukaryota; Metazoa; Platyhelminthes; Trematoda; Plagiorchiida; Echinostomatidae
Source: the annotation of a GenBank genome assembly